AUGGCGCCAGCUCGCCCACCGCCGGCUGCGGCCAAGACGGCGGCCGCAGCGGCGUCGGUGCAGCCCGACUGGAGCGACCUGCCGCCGACGCUGUUCGAGCACGUCGUUGCGCGCGUCAUCGACCUCGAGCCGUCCACUGCGCUGCCGCUCCUCGCCGUCUCGUCUGCCUUCCACCGGGCUGCCUGCCGCGCACUGUAUGAAGACCUCGUCAUCGCCGACGACGAGCAUGAGCUGGCGCGACCGCGGCGUCGUAGCCCGCACGAGACGCUGGUGCGAUGGCCCGAGAAAUACGCCACCUACGUGCGCGGCCUCACGCUCGUUGGCCGCCCGCCGCAGGUCGACGACGACGAUGAGCCGUCGUACUUCAGCUUUCUGCCGCGGCGUCGAGGCCGUCCUCUGAGCCUGGAGCAGCUGACGACGCUGGUAGCGAGUCUCGAGAGCCUCGAGUCAUUUGUCUGGUGCACCUCGCGCGUGCCGCCUGCCGCGCUCUGCUCUACGCUCGCAGCCACCAUCCCGGGCCUCUCGACGCUGAUCAUCCGCAUCACGAGCGAUGCAGUCGUCCAGAGAGGACGCAGUGGCAGUGCAGCAUCCGCAUCUCCCGUGUCGAGCCCGCGAGCUGGCUUCGACGACCUGAGCGCGCUGGACGCGCUCGGCAUCGAUGACUGCGAGGCUGAGGGCGACGAGCAGGCCGAUGGGCUCGGCGAUGGACUUAGCUCGACGACUUCACUGCGUUGGGAUGGCAUGGGACUACACAAGCUGCCGUGCCUGCGCGAGCUGAGUCUCGCGGCCCUGAGCGCCGAGGGCGCGCGAACCUUGACGCGCUCGUUGCCAUUCCUGGCGCAUCUCGAGCAUCUCACGCUCGACUGUGCCUUCGUCGACGACGCCAUGCUUGCCGCCGUCGCCGCGCACUGCCGUGGCCUGCUGUCCUUCACGAUGCGCACGACGGGCACAAAGGUGACGGACAAGGGCAUCACUGAGCUCCUCGGAGGCUGCGCACUGCUCCAGAAGAUGGAGCUGUCGGAGUGCGAAGGGCGCUUCACGCGCAAGCUGUGGGGCAAGCUCUGCGAGCUCGACUCACUCAAGAGCGUGCGCGUCGCGAUGAAUGAGGUUGGGCCGCACCACUCAUGGGUCUCGGACCACCUCGACGGCAUAUUCGAGCUGCUCGUCAAGGCCAGCAGCGGCCUCGAGUCGCUGGCUCUGCGCCGCCUCGUCCCUGCCGCAGCCCUUGUGCCGGCGGAGGAAGAUGGCGCAGCGGAGGCGCGGGGCGCAGGCUUCGUGCCGCGCGUGCACCCAACGAUGGUGCCACGGCCGCUGCCCGAAAAGGCACUCGACAUCCUGAAGGCCCAUGGCGGGAAGCUGCUCGACCUCGAGCUCGACUUCUUCGUACUGAGCAUCGAUGACCUGAAGGCGGUGCUAAGCGCAUGCCCGCGUCUGGAGAGCCUGCGCAUCUAUCUGGACGCACCGCUCGCCAAGGUGCUCGGGCUCUCUGCAGCCUUCAUUCCCCUGACGCAGCUGCGCCUCAUCGAGAUCAGCCUGACGGAGCCGCACUGCCCCAAGAGUCUCGCUGCUGUGCGGCACGUGGCCUACGGCGGCAUUGGAUCGACAACAAGCGGCGUAUUGCCUCCCGUCGGCUCUUCAGGUCCAACGGCGAGCUCGCCGCCUUCGCGCGUAGCCUGCUUUGACAACUCGCUGCCGGAGCUGAGCCCGAGCUCAACGGCAACGAGUCUCUUCAGCGUCGCCAGCUCGCACGAGGCCGUGACGCCGGUGAACUUUUCGACGAGCCCGCAGAGCCCGCGCAAGAUGCAGCGGCGCAUGAGCGGCGCCAGUGCAGAUGACUCGUCGCUCACCAGUGCGGCUGCCUUCUCCAUUCCGGGCGUCACCGGCAGCGUCGGCGCGUUUGACACCAGUGUGCCGCCGAAGCGCGAAGUGCGCAAAUUCGCACGACGCUGUGCCAGCCUGCAGGUGCUGCGCUGGACCGGCCGGCUGGGCAAGGGCGAGUGGCGCAUCAGCAACCCAGGCCACACGAUCGACUUCUUCCCCGCCGGCGUCGUGCCUCUGACUGCAGGCACGCUCGACGAGCCGGCAUACGAUGCCAGUCUGCUGCGGCGUCGUACGAGCAGCACGUGUGCUCUCAAGCCCAAGUCGCCGAUCAGCGUCAACGCCAUGCUCAGCGACCUCGAGCACGACGCGGCGCCGCCGCAGGCCUCGCUCGACGCGAUUCUGGACCGCGACUCUCACCGAGCUACGAGCGAGUCGCUGCAGCGCGUCGUCGUCGGCAAGUACAGCAAGGAAGGCUCGGGGUCCGACAAGCCUCGCGCUGCGCGGGCGCCGCCGCCGGGGCUCCAAGUCCUCAAUGGCCCGCUGCUCGCCUCGGCUCCUAAGUGGUCUGCAGUCGCUUCGAGCCCGCCUGCCAUCGCAGCGCCGCCUCCGAGUAGCCCGGCGGCAGUGAGCAGCACGAGCUCGCCCGCCAAGUCGCGUGAUCGCCGUGCGCCUACGACCUCCGAGCCGGCACGGAAGGCAGAGACGCGACAGACUGACAGCGGAUCAGCUGGCAAGGCGCGCCGAGCGGCUGGUGCCGCCAAGAAGGCUGCACGCACCAAGUGA
Tilletiopsis washingtonensis is the source of this 2604-nucleotide messenger RNA. RefSeq lists its product as hypothetical. The record is from RefSeq and is a predicted model, not a curated record. Bases 1 to 2604 code for a protein of 867 amino acids. The transcript has 13 exons. Lineage: Eukaryota; Fungi; Basidiomycota; Exobasidiomycetes; Entylomatales.